Molecule: messenger RNA, 11140 nt
Organism: Rhea pennata
Lineage: Eukaryota; Metazoa; Chordata; Aves; Rheiformes; Rheidae
Gene: NAV2
Product: neuron navigator 2
Exons: 40
Coding region: 114-7475 (2453 amino acids)
Biological process (GO): nervous system development; neurogenesis
Molecular function (GO): ATP hydrolysis activity; protein binding; ATP binding
Source: RefSeq, a predicted model, not a curated record
CCAGGCUGCUUCAGUAUAGCAGCUUCCCAGACGUGUCCUUUUCUCUCUCCCUGCCUGCUGUUUCUACUAUUGCUGCUGCUGACAGAAACGUGUUAGGAAAGCAGAAAAAGAAAAUGCCAGCCAUCCUGGUAGCCUCCAAAAUGAAAUCGGGACUACCUAAACCCAUACACAGCGCUGCUCCAAUCCUGCAUGUCCCAACCGCAAGGACCAUCCCACAGCCCUGUUACCUGAAGUUUGGGAACAAGGUGGAGGUGACCAAGCCAUCGUAUUUCAGCCAGAUUCCUCUCAAAUCUCCUAAUGGACAAGAAAAUGUAGGAGAUGGACUCCCACCAAGGAAGAGUAGCUCGGUAGAAAAUGGAUUUGACACACAGAUUUAUACCGACUGGGCUAAUCACUACCUAGCAAAAUCUGGCCACAAGAGGUUGAUAAAGGAUCUGCAGCAAGAUGUGACUGAUGGCGUUUUACUAGCUGAAAUAAUCCAGGUUGUAGCAAAUGAAAAGAUUGAAGACAUCAAUGGCUGCCCAAAAAAUAGAUCUCAAAUGAUUGAAAACAUAGAUGCGUGCCUGAGUUUCUUGGCUGCUAAAGGAAUUAACAUACAGGGGCUGUCAGCAGAAGAAAUCAGGAAUGGGAAUCUAAAGGCCAUCUUGGGCCUUUUCUUCAGUUUGUCUCGAUACAAGCAACAGCAGCAGCAGCCACAGAAACAGCAACCGCAGCACCAUCCAUCCCAGCAGCCUCCCACAGUAUCCCAGCAAGCAGGGCCUCCAGCUCAGUGCCAGGUCGGGCUACAGCAGCAGCAGGUGCCAGCUUCACUCCCAGCACAGUGCCAACAGCCCCAGCAAGCUGCACAGCAUCAGUUAAAAGCACAACCAGAAAUGCAGUCAAGUGCAUCUCCCAGGGACUCAUCUCAAAGCAAAAUCAUCCGAUUCACUCUUGGUCAGAAAAGGUCUUCUAGACUUCCAGGCCCUACCACGAGGGUGUCCGCUGCAGGCAGUGAGGCCAAAACUCGUGGUUCUAUUAGUGCCAACAAUCGACGCAGCCAGAGCUUUAACAAUUAUGACAAAUCUAAGCCUGGAAUUUCCCCUUCUACACCAACAAGUAGCAACGAGAAAGAGUCUGCAGACAGUACAGCCUCCCAGCCCACAGGAAUGAAUGAAAAUGUAUCAUCUUCAGUUCAAAGCUGCAGCAGUACUCUUGGUUGCAAUAACUCGUCAGCCAUCCCUCAGCCCAGCUCUGCUAUUAAACCUUGGCGCAGUAAAUCCCUUAGUGCUAAGCACACAGCUACGUCUUCCAUGUUAUCUGUAAAGCAGCCAGUAUCAGAGCCUCCAAAGGCACCUUCAGAAAUGGUCAAAACAGCUCCCAAUGGUCAAAAAUCCAUGCUUGAAAAAUUAAAACUCUUCAAUAGCAAAGGUGGCUCCAAAGCAGGAGGGACAACGCUUGAGUGUUCAGGGUCUCGGGAGAAUAGUUGUGAAAAGCUAGAGACACUUCCGAGCUUUGAGGAAAGCGAAGAAAUUGAUGCCACAAAUCAGAAUGUGAACAAUACAGGAUCCAUGUCCAGCAGUCCCAAAAUUGCACUGAAGGGAAUUGCACAAAGAACUUUUAGCCGGGCACUGACUAAUAAGAAAAGUUCUCCAAAGGGUAAUGAGAAGGAUAAAGAGAAACAGAAAGAGAAAGAAAAGGAUAAAAGCAAAGACAUUGCAAAAAGAACAUCCAUCACUGAAAAGCUGGACAUAAAAGAGGAGCCAAAAGAAGAACAGACAGCACUAGCAACAACAGAGAUGCCAAAAAAGUCUUCAAAGAUUGCAAGCUUUAUCCCAAAAGGAGGAAAGCUGAAUAGUGCCAAGAAGGAGGCCUCUGCCCCUUCGCACAGUGGAAUACCAAAACCAGGAAUGAAAAACACCACAGGGAAAUCCUCAAGUGCCCCAGUUUCUGUGAAAGAAAGUGAGAGAAGCCGCAGUGGGAAACCUGGCUCAGGGCUCUCUCAUCAGAAGGCUCAACUAGACAGCAGGAAUUCCAGUUCCUCUUCAAGUAUAGCCUCUUCAGAAGGAAAAGGAAUGGGAGGUCUCAACAGUAGCAACAGCAGCCAAGCUGUCAAUGGAUCAGCAACUACGACACAAACUACAGGAAGCAAUACUGUGAGUGUUCAGCUACCUCAUCCUCAACAGCAAUAUAAUCACCCGAACACUGCCACAGUAGCUCCAUUUAUGUACAGAUCACAGACAGACAACGAAGGGAAUGUAACAGCUGAGGCCAGCACAGGAGGGGUCAGCAUGGAUUCCGCGCUUUACGUCAAAACUGGACAGCCUGGGCUUGAAGACCUCUCAGGAGAGGAUCCAGAAACUCGGCGAUUACGAACUGUGAAGAACAUUGCUGAUCUUCGGCAGAACUUAGAGGAGACCAUGUCCAGUUUACGGGGAACCCAGGUCUCUCACAGCACACUGGAAACUACAUUUGACACCAACGUCACUACCGAAAUAAGCGGUCGCAGCAUUCUCAGCUUGACGGGAAGACCAACACCUUUAUCAUGGAGACUGGGACAGUCCAGCCCCCGCCUUCAGGCAGGUGAUGCUCCAUCUAUGGGAAACGGAUAUCCCCCAAGAGGGAAUGCCAGCCGCUUCAUUAAUGCCGAAUCGGGACGUUAUAUGUAUUCAGCACCUUUGCGGAGACAGCUAGCAUCCCGCAGUAGUAAUGUCUGCCAUGUGGAGAUCUCUGACAAGGGAAGUGAUGAAAUAGAUCUGGAAGGUAUCACCAUGGAUGCCACCGGCUACAUGAGUGAUGGAGAUGUGCUGGGCAAGAAUAUCAGAACUGAUGAUAUCACGAGUGGGUAUAUGACUGACGGUGGUCUGGGCCUUUACACUCGAAGAUUAAAUCGGCUGCCUGAUGGGAUGGCUGCAGUACGGGAGACAAUGCAACGUAAUGCUUCACUGGGACUGGGAGAUGCUGAUAGCUGGGAUGACAGCAGCUCUGUCAGCAGUGGGAUCAGUGACACCAUAGAUAAUCUCAGUACUGAUGACAUUAACACUAGCUCCUCUAUCAGCUCUUAUGCCAACACACCUGCCUCCUCCCGCAAAAACUUAGAUGCACAGACUGAUGCAGAAAAACAUUCUCAGGUUGAGCGGAAUUCCUUAUGGUCUGGUGAUGAAGUCAAGAAAUCAGACGGAGGAUCAGAUAGUGGCAUAAAAAUGGAGUCAGGAUCUAAAUGGAGGCGGAAUCCCUCUGAUGUGUCUGAUGAAUCUGAUAAAAGCACUUCUGGUAGGAAGAACACUGUUAUUUCACAGACGGGUUCCUGGCGACGGGGCAUGUCAGCUCAGGUUGGCAUUACCACACCAAGGACUAAACCUUCAACCACCUCAGGCACAUUAAAGACACCUGGAACAGGGAAAACUGAUGACGCCAAGGUAUCAGAAAAGGGUAGACUAUCUCCUAAAGCUGGACAUGUUAAACGUUCCCCAUCAGAUGCAGGACGCAGCAGUGGUGAUGAAUCCAAAAAGCUUCCCACAAGUAACUCUAGAACAACUGCUGCUAAUGCUAAUACAUUUGGAUUUAAGAAACAAAGUGGGUCAGCUGUAGGCAUGACUAUAAUUACUGCCAGUGGGGCAACUAUCACCAGUAGAUCAGCUACCCUGGGAAAAAUCCCAAAGUCAUCUGGACUCAUGGGUAGGACCACUGGUCGGAAGACUAGUGUUGAUGGCUCUCAGAACCAGGAUGAUGGCUACUUAGCGCUUAGUGCCCGAACUAAUCUUCAGUAUCGUAGUUUACCCCGGCCCAGUAAAUCCAGUAGCAGAAGUGGAGCUGGGAAUAGAUCUAGUACAAGUAGCAUAGACUCUAACAUAAGCAGCAAGUCAGCUGGGUUGCCUGUCCCUAAAAUGAGAGAGCCGACCAAGGUAAUUCUUGGAAACUCUCUGCCAGGAUUAGUCAAUCAGACUGAUAAAGAGAAAGGGAUUUCGUCUGACAACGAAAGCGUGGCCUCAUGUAAUUCUGUUAAAGUGAACCCUGCAUCACAGACUGCUUCUAGUGGAGCUCAAAGUACUCACCAACAAGGAGCCAAGUACCCUGAUGUGGCCUCUCCCACUUUGCGCAGACUUUUUGGUGGAAAGCCUAGUAAACAAGUUCCCAUCACAACAGCAGAAAAUAUGAAAAAUUCUGUUGUCAUCUCCAAUCCUCAUGCUACUAUGAACCAACAGGGUAAUCUAGAUUCGCCAUCUGGCAGUGGUGUGCUGAGCAGUGGGGGCAGCAGUCCUCUAUUUAGUAAAAAUGCAGACAUGAACCAAUCUCCACUAGCUUCUAGUCCCAGUUCAGCACAUUCAGCUCCUUCCAACAGUUUAACAUGGGGUACCAACGCAAGUAGCUCUUCAGCUGUUAGCAAGGAUGGCAUUGGAUAUCAGUCUGUCAGCAGUCUUCAUACCAGCUGUGAAUCCAUUGAUAUCUCUCUGAGCAGUGGAGGUGGGCUGAGCCAUAACUCCUCCAGUGGCUUGAUUCCAGCCUCCAAAGAUGAUUCCUUGACUCCCUUUGUCCGAACCAACAGUGUUAAGACUACAUUAUCUGAAAGCCCUCUAUCUUCCCCUGCUGCUAGUCCCAAAUUCUGCAGAAAUACUUUGCCCAGGAGACAGGACAGCGACCCACAUCUUGAUAGGAACACUUUGCCUAAGAAGGGACUAAGGUAUACUCCUUCAUCCCAACUUCGUAAUCAAGAAGAUGCAAAAGAAUGGCUACGGUCACAUUCAGCAGGAGGCCUCCAGGAUACUGCUAGCAAUUCUCCAUUUUCGUCUGGAUCCAGCGUAACAUCACCCUCUGGAACUAGAUUUAACUUCUCCCAGCUUGCAAGCCCAACCACUGCCACCCAGAUGAGCCUGUCAAACCCAACCAUGCUGCGGACUCACAGCCUUUCCAAUGCAGAUGGUCCGUAUGACCCCUACAGUGACACACGCUUCAGGAACAGCUCAAUGUCCCUGGAUGAGAAAAGCAGGACAAUGAGCCGCUCUGGCUCAUUCCGUGAUGGCUUUGAAGAAGUGCAUGGUUCUUCUCUCUCUUUGGUGUCCAGCACAUCUUCUAUUUAUUCAACACCUGAAGAGAAGUGCCAGUCAGAGAUUCGCAAGCUACGAAGAGAGUUGGAUGCAUCCCAAGAAAAAGUGUCAGCUCUGACAACUCAGUUGACUGCCAAUGCUCACCUUGUGGCAGCAUUUGAGCAGAGUCUGGGAAACAUGACCAUCAGACUGCAGAGCCUGACAAUGACAGCUGAACAAAAGGAUUCAGAACUGAAUGAGUUAAGGAAGACUAUUGAACUACUGAAGAAGCAAAAUGCUGCUGCCCAGGCUGCCAUUAACGGAGUCAUUAACACACCUGAGCUCAACUGCAAAGGUACUGGAGCUGCUCAGCCCACAGACCUGCGGAUCCGAAGGCAGCACUCUUCAGACAGUGUCUCUAGUAUUAACAGUGCUACCAGUCACUCCAGUGUGGGAAGCAACAUAGAAAGUGAUUCAAAGAAAAAGAAGAGGAAGAACUGGGUCAAUGAGUUACGCAGCUCCUUCAAACAAGCUUUUGGUAAAAAGAAAUCUCCCAAGUCAGCAUCCUCUCAUUCAGAUAUUGAGGAGAUGACCGAUUCUUCGUUACCUUCAUCACCAAAGCUACCACACCACCACAACUCAACUGUUUCAACACCAUUGCUGAGAGCUUCUCAUUCCAAUUCUCUUAUUUCUGAAUGCACUGACAGUGAAGCUGAAACAGUCAUGCAGCUACGCAAUGAACUAAGAGACAAAGAGAUGAAGUUGACUGAUAUUCGUCUGGAAGCCCUCAGCUCUGCUCAUCAGCUUGACCAGCUUCGGGAGGCGAUGAACAGAAUGCAGAGUGAGAUUGAAAAAUUAAAAGCAGAAAAUGAUCGUCUGAAAUCUGAAAACCAUGGCAGCUGCAGCAGGGCUCAGUCUCAGGUUUCCAUUUCAUCCUCCCCAAGACAUUCAGCGGGUCUCUCUCAACACAGUUUGAACCUCACGGAGUCGACCAGUCUCGACAUGCUGUUAGAUGACCCUGGCGAUGGCUCUGCUCGGAAAGAAGGAGGCAGGCAUGUUAAAAUAGUUGUCAACUUUCAGGAUGAAAUGAAAUGGAAGGAGGAUUCCAGGCCCCGCACUUUCCUCAUUGGCUGCAUCGGAGUCAGUGGCAAGACCAAAUGGGAUGUUCUAGAUGGCGUUGUUAGACGACUGUUCAAGGAGUAUAUCAUUCAUGUGGAUCCAGUGAGUCAGCUGGGACUGAAUUCAGACAGUGUUCUGGGCUAUAGCAUUGGAGAAAUCAAACGCACAAAUAGUGCAGAGACACCUGAGCUUCUGCCCUGUGGCUACCUAGUUGGAGAAAACAACACCAUUUCAGUUACUAUCAAAGGUAUCUGUGAGAACAGUUUGGACUGCCUGGUGUUUGAAUCGCUGAUCCCAAAGCCUAUACUGCAGCGCUAUGUCUCUCUUCUGGUGGAACAUAGACGGAUUAUCUUGUCUGGCCCUAGUGGCACUGGUAAAACAUACCUGGCAAAUCGUCUCUCUGAGUAUAUGGUCCUUAGAGAGGGCAGGGAGUUGGCUGAUGGAAUUAUUGCGACCUUCAAUGUGGACCAUAAAUCUAGUAAGGAACUCCGCCAAUAUCUGUCGAACCUAGCAGACCAGUGUAAUAGUGAAAAUAAUGCUGUGGAUAUGCCUCUUGUAAUCAUUUUGGAUAAUUUGCAUCAUGUUAGCUCCCUGGGGGAGAUCUUUAAUGGGCUUCUAAACUGCAAGUACCACAAAUGUCCAUAUAUUAUUGGCACAAUGAACCAAGCCACCUCCUCAACACCUAAUCUUCAACUUCACCAUAAUUUCAGAUGGGUGCUAUGUGCUAACCACACUGAGCCAGUCAAGGGCUUUCUUGGUCGUUUCCUGAGAAGAAAACUAAUUGAAACAGAAAUCAGCGGCAGGAUGAGAAAUGCAGAGCUGGUUAAAAUCAUUGAUUGGAUUCCCAAGGUCUGGCAACAUCUGAACAAGUUCUUGGAGGCUCACAGCUCCUCUGAUGUUACUAUUGGUCCACGACUCUUCCUCUCUUGUCCAAUAGAUGUAGAUGGUUCUAGAGUUUGGUUUACCGACUUGUGGAACUACUCCAUCAUCCCAUAUCUCCUAGAGGCAGUUAGAGAAGGGCUACAGCUGUAUGGGAGGAGAGCUCCCUGGGAGGAUCCUGCCAAAUGGGUAAUGGACACUUAUCCCUGGGCAGCCACCCCACAGCACCACGAGUGGCCUCCUCUACUACAGCUGCGUCCUGAAGAUGUGGGGUUUGAUGGCUACUCAAUGUCAAGGGAAGGCUCAACUAGCAAACAAGUUCCAGUGAGUGAUGCUGAUGGAGAUCCUUUGAUGAACAUGCUAAUGAGACUGCAAGAAGCAGCCAACUACUCAAGUCCCCAGAGUUACGACAGUGACUCUAACAGCAACAGCCAUCAUGAUGACAUCCUUGAUUCAUCUCUGGAGUCAACAUUGUGAUCUUCAUCAGAUAGAAAUAAGUUGUUUCCAUUAUUGCUGUCCCACUUUGCAAGAAUCAUGAUGACAGACUCAUGAAAAGAACAUGUUCCUGGGCUGGGCUGGGCUGGUAUCUCAGUAUUAGAGCUGCAAGAACAAGACGUUUUUGAGUCAGUCUUGAACCUGGGUGCUGGCAACCCAAACAACCUUUGUAUUGUUUUUCUUUUUACAAUAAGAACUGCACUAUUCCUUUGUUUUUUUUGUUUUUUUUGUUUUUUUCCUGUUUAGUUGCUGUAAGCUCUCAUUCCUAAGAUACUGAAGACAGUAAAAAUAAUCAUCAUUUUAAAAGAAAAAAGUGAAAGGAGGGGGGAACUCCACAGCUAUGAAGCAAACAGCUUUGUGCCAUGUACUGUUCAGAGAGGGAGAGAAAAUUUUUGCCUAUGCUGCUUCUGACCAAACACAUUUAGGUGAGGGCUGGACUUUUACCAAUCAGCUUUGCAGAUUAAAUUCAGCUUUGUAUAGUUCUGGUGCUAUAACAAUAUUACUUGCCUUGGUAAUAAUCCAUGAAAGGCAAAGCUGCAAAACAGGGAAGUUUGAAAAAAUAAAAAAGGAGGGGAAAAGAAGAAGUGCUGCUCUCCUUGCCAGUCUGAGACCUUGGCUUUCUUUCAUUGUGUGUUUAUGAAGAUAUACUAUAUAUAAAUAGGAAUAUAUAUAAAUAUAUAUACAGUCUGAACAAAUCAGGUUUUUUCAAACACUGUGUAACAAACGAUCCUACUAAAUGUUAAAGAUCAGGUAGCCCUUUGCUAUUCUGGGCCUGAUUCUCCUCCCACUCACAUCCAUGUAACUCAGUUGACUUCAGUGGGGGUGUACGUGGUUUGCAGUGAGGAGAGUGACUGCGAGGCCUCCGCAGGAGGCGGUGGAAGGGCUGUGCCCCUGCAGUCCCGCAGCUGGGACGGAGCUGAGGAGCGUGCAGGCACGGUCGGCCCCGCGCACGGAGGGCAACGACACCCCUGAAGGGAUUGAUUAGACUUUCCGUUUUUAAUUCUUGCCAUGAAAUGUUACAGCUGGUUUCUGAAAGCUGUUUUUUCUUUCUUUUUUCUUUUUUUUUUUUUUUUUUUGAGGGUCAGAGUUUUUGUUCUGAUCAGCACAACCAUACAUGGGUUAAUUAAAACUCAGCUCUGUGACAGUUCCAGUGCUACUCUGGCGACAGCAUUACAGCAUUUACUUCCAUGACACUUUUUCUUAACUGCAGAAAAUAGUGUAUUAGUAGUAUCUAGGUCUGGAAAAAAGGAGGGAAGGUACUGACUGGUCUGUAAAGUCUUGGCUGGGCCAUGCGCCUGAGUUUUGGCAGAGCUGUGAACCUGCUUUUAUUUCUCCUCCUCUCUGAAUGCACACACCUACACUAUCAGUGUUAAGGCUUGUACUUCUGUUGGGGAACAAGAACACCUCGCAGUGAAUUGCACUUUCCUUUUUUAUGGAAGCAAAUGCUUACAACACCAUCACCACAAAGUCAGCUGUCUCAGGCUGUACCUCAACAAGAAUUUCAGUCCUCAAUAUUGAUUUGUACUUGCCUUUCCAGCUAUCUUUUGGUGCUGAAUUUUGAAGCGAUGCCUUAUUUUAUACUAAUUGUGUUGAUUAAAUUAGUGCUGUAUAUUAUGGGAUUUUAUUUAAGUAAACAAACAGGGCUAAAGUCAUCUCUUGGAAUAUCAUAAGUUGCUGUGAAUAUUGUUUAUAUGAGAUAUUAGAAUUUGUUUAAAUGUGACAAAAAAGGAGGGAAAUGAGAAAACUUUUCAGGUUCAUAUCAAUCCACAGCCAAUAGAUCACUGAAGAGCUGUUUUAUCCAUGCAGGGGGAAAAAAAAGCUUUUCAACAAUAAUAAAUGCCAUCAUUAAUAAAUUGCAGGAAUAUGCUGGGUUUUUUUUCAAUGUACAGAAAGAAAACUUAUUACAAACACUUUUUUAAGAGCUUGUUAAUCCUUAUGGGUUUAAAGUAAUGUAACAGACAAGUUCAUGCUUCUGUGACUCAGUGAGAGGAUAGUUUUAUUAUACCUCAUGACUUUCUGUGACAUGACUGUACUUAUUUUGUCUUAUUGAGCUGGUCUUGAAUCUGCUCCUGUUACAACUUUUAAGUGCUGAUGACUUUUUUUUUAAGAAAAAUAUUGUAAAAGAAAAAUUAAAAUAUUUUAAUGAUGGGGGAGGGGGAAAGAGCUUGGCGUAGUUACUGUUUUAAGCUUAUGAAUUCUGUUUGCUUAUUUCAUUGAAUGAAAUACCAAGGCUUUCUUGGCCAAUGAUCCUAGUCCAGUUCUUGGUACUGUAAAGAUGGGACUAAUCUGUACGGAAUCAAAAUACACAGCAUGCUGAUGAUGAUUUGAAGAGAGGUUAAUUUUUUUCAGCAGUCUUGACAACUCUGCUUCCCAGCACUGACUUUACCUGCCACUACUGUGAAUCUGGGUUACCUAAUCCUCCAACUGAAUCCAUGCAGAUAGAGCAUGUGCCUGUAAAAAACUCCAGCUGCAGGGCUAGGGCUUUAAAUGUACUUAAUAUCCUAGAAAAUUUCUCAGCUAACCUUUAACGGAGUCCUAUAAGACCUAUCUAAAAUGGUGUUUUAUUUGUGAGGAAUGGUUUGUUUUGUUUUGUUUGUUUUUCUCAUUUUUAAUCUUGUGCUUAAGAUCAGGAAAAAAGAUUCUAUUGCGCUAUUACUUUUUUAUUGACACUAGUUUGGAUUACAGUAGGAGGCAAUUUUGAGUAGGCUAGUCAUUUUAAGCAUCACAAUAUUCAGUGUCUUUUCUGAAACUUCGGGAAGCAGGGUUACCUGUUGUGCACAUUUCUUACUUUUUUUUUUUUUAAUUGGGACUUUUCGUAACUUCAGUCUUUCUUUAAGUGGCUUUGCUCUCCUUUAAGGCUUUUUUCAGAAUGCUUCCAUUUUUUUUUGCCUUUUUUUCUUACAAAGUUGGCUUGUUUAAAAAAGAAAAGCAAGAAAAAAAUGCAAGAUUCUAUGCAACAUUCAUGUUGAGUAAUAAAUUGAAAGUAUGAACAGUUUUCUUUCAGUCAGAACUGCCAAGAAUUAUACAGGCCAUAAAUGAGAUGUGGUUUAUUUGGGGAAGGGGAAAGGGAAAGGGAAGGGAGGGGGUUGGUUAGCCUUUUUGUACAUUUUGGAAAAAAGCAAGCUGAUAUUUCAUUGUUGAUGCUUAACUUCGAUAUUAUGUGUAUUAAAUCUUGUCUAAAUGUGGCAGUUUUCUUUCAAGAAAAAUACAAAAACAAAACAAAAAAAUCUUUCUUUGUGGAUAUUAAAUGGAAGGUUGCUGUUUUGAUCUAGUCGUUUCCAGUGGAACAGUUUAUGAAAUAUGUUCUAUAAGAUGUACAUUUUUUCAUUGUAACAUAGAAAUGUAAAUAUUUGAUUAAAAGUGCUGCAUUUUGAUGAAUUUUUUCUAGGCAUUUUUAAAGAGAAAAACUAGGAAUUGAGUAUUUUGUGUACGUUUAUGAUGUUUUCCAUUUGCUCCUCUCCCUAUUUAAUUUUCAGUUCUCAUUUAGGAUUGGAAUUUGUGAAUGGUCUGUUUGAGAUCAUGCUCUCCUUUCUCCCCCUCCCUGUUUCUUCCCCUUCCUCACCCCUGUGUCAUGGAGAAUAAAGCUGAUGAUUGUACCAGUCUUAAAUUAUUCACGAUUCAAUAAAAUUGAUGCUUAUUUAUUCAGA